This is a messenger RNA of Phlebotomus papatasi, 1099 nucleotides long. RefSeq names its product probable fatty acid-binding protein (gene fabp). Lineage: Eukaryota; Metazoa; Arthropoda; Insecta; Diptera; Psychodidae. The coding region runs from base 116 to 547 and encodes 143 amino acids. Gene Ontology annotation, cellular component: cytosol; nucleus. Gene Ontology annotation, biological process: fatty acid transport. The record is from RefSeq and is a predicted model, not a curated record. The transcript is spliced from 2 exons. Gene Ontology annotation, molecular function: fatty acid binding.
UGCGAGUCGAUUUCUGACAGUAUCAUACUCAAAUUUGCACGCGUGACUCUCACGAAUAAGCUAAUUUUCGCAGUUUUUUUUCUCCUCAAGUGAACACCUAAAUUAACAUCCCAGAAUGUCUGUGUGGGAAGGAAAGAAGUACAAACUCGACAGGUCAGAUAACUUCGAUGAAUACAUGAAGGCCCUAGGUGUUGGAAUGGUUCUGCGCAAAAUGGGCAAUACUGUGUCACCCACAGUGGAGCUGGUGAAGACUGGCGAUGAGUACACCUUCAACACAACGUCCACCUUCAAGAGCACCACCAUCAAGUUCAAGCUUGGUGAGGAGUUCGAGGAGGAGACUGUGGAUGGACGCAAAGUGAAGAGCGUGUGCACUUUGGACGGUCCCAAUAAACUCAUUCACGAUCAGCGAGGUGAGAAACCUACGGUGAUUGUGCGUGAGUUCACCGCCACGGAUCUUACUGCCGUAAGUGUCUAUAUAUCCACGUUCAUCUUAUCAUCCACUUUCUCAUAUCUUUUAUGCGAGAGAGCAAGGAGAAAAAAAAAUUAAAAUUGUCACACAAAAGCAAGAAAAUUGCAUUUCAAUCGGACUUGAUUAAUUGAUUCAAUUCCCGCCAAUUGAGACUUUGAAUGUGCCUUUUCAGCAUCCGAAUUAAAUCUAAUUGUAUCUGUUUUUCUUUUCCUACCCUUUUCAUAAUUAUCUGCAGACAAUGACUGCUACCGGUUCUGGCGGUGAAGAAGUUAAAUGCGUCCGCUACUACAAGGCUGUAUAAAGUGGAUGGUAUACGUACCAGUCAAAACUAAUUGAGGAGGAGAAGAAAUUAAUGAAAAAACCAGUCAGAGAUCAAAUCCUCGAAAUCUUCCUCAAUUGAAACACCAAAAAAAAACAUCACUCAAGCAUUUUCUAAUCACUUCUGCUAGCCAUCACUUUCAUCUCAACGGGAGCAUUUUUCCAAAUCGUCCAACAAAAUGGGAAGAAAUCCAAAAAAAAAGAAAACAAUUACCUUCUUCUGAGACGAAGGGGAGUGUUUUUUUGUUGUUGUUAGAGAAAUAAGAAAAAUGUACAGAAAGUGAAACAUUAAAAAAAAACAUUCCAAAAUUA